AUGUCAUAUAAGAGGCACCAGAACCACCAGAGCACAGUGUUUACUGUUUCCAGUGUACAGAUACUGUCGUGGCUGCACCUGCUCAUGGCCGCACUCUAUACCCAGGCUACCAGCAACUACAGCAUGGUGCCACCUUGUACAAAGAUCCCUGACAUGCUCCUGCGGUACUUCCUGUCACCGUCUUAUGGCAUCGAGUUCUGCAUUGGUUUUCCUGGCAAUUUUGUGGUUGUACUUGGUUACAUAUUUUGUUUGCAGCAGUGGCAGAGCUGCAACAUUUACCUCUUCAGCCUGGCUGUCUCCGACCUAAUUUUCCUCUGCACUCUGCCACGUCUCGCGUACCUCUAUGCAAACGACCAAUCAGAGACCAGUCCCUAUGCUUGCAUUAUCAACCGCUAUGUUUUGCAUGUAAAUCUUUACACUUCCAUCCUGUUUAUGGUUUUGCUAAGCAUGGACCGCUUCCUGCUCAUAAGAUAUCCAACACGGAACCACUACCUGCUGAGGCCACAAUCAGCCUUGAUCGUAACAGGGCUGAGCUGGCUAGCUGUCAAUGUGGAAGUUGCUCCAAUGAUAUCACUGAUGAUUGAUGACCUCCAGGGUGGAAACUGGAGUCGCUGCAGGGAUUUUGCCAGCUUGGAAGGAGACAUCAAUACAUUGGGCUACAGCCUGGGACUAACCCUGAUUGGUUACCUUCUCCCUGUGCUUGGACUUUGUGGUUUCUCCUACCAAAUUGCACAUCUGCUCCGUGUCCAGGAAAGGGCUGUCCAGAACAGGACAACAUCAUACAAGCGGCCUUUGAGGGUUGUUGUAAUGGCUGCAGUCAUGUUUCUGGUUCUCUACACUCCAUUCCAUGUGCUGAGAAAUGUCAGAAUAGCAUCUAAUGAGGCCUGGGCAGGGCUGUGUACAAAGAUGUACAUACAGGGCCUGUACAUUCUGACCCGACCGUGGGCCUAUUUGCACAGUGUCAUCGGCCCUGUCUUCUACUUCCUCAUGGGUGACAAGUUCAGAGAGCUCCUAUUUGCCAAGCUCAGAAAGCUGGGCAGAAUGAAAGAGCAGCAAAGAGGACCAGACUGA
Perca flavescens (yellow perch) is the source of this 1071-nucleotide messenger RNA. Its product is annotated as succinate receptor 1-like. The record is from RefSeq and is a predicted model, not a curated record. Gene Ontology annotation, cellular component: plasma membrane. Lineage: Eukaryota; Metazoa; Chordata; Actinopteri; Perciformes; Percidae. The transcript is spliced from 2 exons. Gene Ontology annotation, molecular function: G protein-coupled receptor activity. Gene Ontology annotation, biological process: G protein-coupled receptor signaling pathway. The coding region runs from base 1 to 1071 and encodes 356 amino acids.